Cooperia oncophora is the source of this 435-nucleotide messenger RNA. The record is from the annotation of a GenBank genome assembly. Lineage: Eukaryota; Metazoa; Nematoda; Chromadorea; Rhabditida; Trichostrongylidae.
AUGGGCGCAAGUGCAAAAGGAACUUGGCGGUAUACUUCAACGGAGGCAGUAUACCAAAGAAACGCGUACCAAAAUUACGUAGUUCAAGAAAGCUCUGCUAGAAGACCCAGCCAACCAAUUCGUGACAGUAGAUUCAUUUGCCUGUAUUGUGAACGAUUCAGUCACCAAUCAGCUGACUGCGGCACAGUUAAAGAGUCAGAAAAUGCAUCUUUUCUAACUAUGAAGAAAAUAUGUUUCAACUGCGGAAAGCCAUAUCACACUGCAGAGGCAUGUCGAGUAGCUCACCAGAACGUCAUUCAGGAACGGUUUGACGAAAAAGUAAAUUUCAAAGACGAGAAAAGAGGAAGGGGCCAUGAAGAGCUCAACAAAGCAGAAACCCUGCACAUAAUAGGAGCUGCCACUAUUCCGGGGGAAAACGGCUCAAAAGAAGUCUAA